CGGCCUGCGCGGCGGCGCGCCCUGCAGUCCCCGAGCGAGCGAGCGGCGAGCGGAGGCCGAGCGCGCCCCUUCCCGCCGCGCGAUGCUGCCCUGGACGGCGUUCAGCCUGGCCCUGAGCCUGCGGCUGGCGCUGGCGCGGAGCGGCGCCGAACGUGGCCCCCGAGCAUCGGCCCCCCAGGGGGACCUGCUGUUUCUGUUGGACAGCUCGGCCAGCGUGUCUCAUUAUGAGUUUUCCCGAGUUCGGGAGUUUGUGGGGCAACUGGUGGGCCUGCUGCCCCUGGGCCCCGGGGCUCUGCGCACCAGCCUGGUGCAUGUGGGCAGCCGCCCGUACACCGAGUUCCCCUUCGGCCAGCACAGCUCAGGUGAGGCUGUCCAGGAUGCCAUACGUGCUGCAGCCCAGCGCAUGGGCGACACCAACACUGGCCUGGCGCUGGCAUACGCCAAGGAGCAGCUCUUUGCAGAGGUGGCGGGGGCCCGGCCAGGGGUGCCCAAGGUGCUGGUGUGGGUGACAGACGGCGGCUCCAGCGACCCCGUGGGACCCCCCAUGCAGGAGCUGAAGGACCUGGGUGUCACUGUCUUCAUCGUCAGCACUGGCCGUGGCAACCUCCUGGAGCUGUCAGCUGCUGCCUCAGCACCCCCUGAGAAGUACCUACACUUUGUGGAUGUGGAUGACCUACACAUCAUUGCCCAGCAGCUGAGGGCAUCCAUUCUGGACGCGAUGCGGCCGCAGCAGCUCCGCGCCUCUGAGGUCACGUCCAGCGGCUUCCGCCUGGCCUGGCCGCCCCUGCUGACCGCAGACUCCGGCUACUACGUGUUGGAGCUGGCGCCCAGCGCUGACCCGGGGACCGUGCGUCGCCAACAGCUGCCGGGGAACGCCACGGGCUGGGCCUGGACCAACCUCGACCCCGACACCGACUACAAGGUGGCGCUGGUGCCCGAGUCCAACGUGCACCUCGUGAGGCCGCAGCACCUGCGGGUGCACACGCUGCCCGGUGAGCCCGGCGCGGAGGGCGGGGCCGCGGGCGCGGGGCGGGGCCAGGACGAGACCCCGCCCCCUCCUCUCACGCGCGCUCCCCCGCCACCCCCAGAGGAGGCCGGGCCCGAGCGCAUCGUCGUCUCGCACGCGCGGCCGCGCAGCCUGCGCGUGAGCUGGACCCCGGCGCUGGGCCCGGCCGCGGUGCUCGGCUACCACGUGCAGUACGGGCCGCUGCCGGGCGGCGCGGCGCAGCGCGUGGAGGUGCCCGCGGGCCGCAACGGCACAACGCUGCAGGGGCUGGCGCCCGGCACCGCCUACCUGGUGACCGUGACGGCCGCCUUCCGCUCCGGCCGCGAGAGGGCGCUGUCGGCCAAGGCCUGCACGCCCGACGGCCCGCGCAGCCGCGCCCUGCGCCCCCCGCCGCCGGGGGCAGCGGGUCGGGCGCCGUGAGCCGGAGCCGGCCGCCCCGCCCGCCCGAGGGCCCCCUUCUCCCCAGCCCGGCGGGGCAGCGCGCGCCGCCGGAACCUGGGCCUUGCCCCGCGGCGACUGCGCCCGAACCCCCGUCCCCCCCACCCCGAACUCUCCUGCAGCGGCGGAGGGCCGCCGGCUCGGGCGUCUGCCUUCCAGGACGCGGGGGCCUCGCCUGGCCCCCCAGCCUGACCCUCCGCUGCCGCUGUGGCAGCAGCUCUUGCCAUCGCGACCCCUGCCCUGCCCGGGCCCAGAGCCGGGCGCGCGGUGCUGUCCUUUAGGCAGGAGUUAGCCGGAAGGUGGGCAGGGAGCCUGGGGCGGGCUGAGAACAUCAGAUACAGGACUGGCCUUGAGCCCAGGACAGGAGGCAGCCGAGCGGAGCGGCCGGACCUGUCGCUUGUGAAGAACCAGUCCCUCUGGGGGAAGGGCUGGCAUCGGUUUGAGCGGGCUUGGUCCGGUCGGCCGCUCUGAGUCCAUGCGGCCACUCGGGUCCUAGAUGUUGGUAGAAGGUGGUUGGGGAAGGGCAGGAGCUGGCUCUGGCUGGGUUCCAAAGGCUUUCCGGAGGGGACAGGAUCUGGAGAAGGGCAGGGAGUUGUGGCGGCAGGUUGAUGGUACGGUCAGCAGCUGGGUGAGCAGAAAACUGGGCUUUACCAGGGCGUUCAGUUGGCCUGAGGGGUAGUGCCUGCUGGGGACAGUGGCCCUGCCUUCCUGCCCAGGACCACGCUGGGUCCCCCUGCAGCCACAGAGAUGCAGACCGCACCUUCCCGAAGGAACAGGACCCUGCAAGCCCCAAGGCUAGCGCAUGCACAGGGUGCGUCUGGGUGGUGAGCCCAUGCCUGGGCGGGGACAAACAAGAGUCCCCCGGGGGGGUCACCCCAGCGAUUCUCUCUACAGCAUCUUCUGACCCCCUCUGCUGUCACUGCUACUCUACUGGGGCCACCAGACACGUCGUAAGGGCAGUACCCACUGUCCCCCAGCCCCACCAAGGCCUAUAUUCCUGUCUUCUCCAACUCCGUGCUCACAUUGCCUCUUCCCCACUAACAUCCCAGACUUUGAAGUACAUAAACUAGUUGUAAACUGA
This is a messenger RNA of Lutra lutra (Eurasian river otter), 2525 nucleotides long. It is a transcript of the gene VWA1, whose product is annotated as von Willebrand factor A domain containing 1. Gene Ontology annotation, molecular function: protein binding. Bases 83 to 1426 code for a protein of 447 amino acids. The transcript has 3 exons. NCBI's taxonomy places the organism in Eukaryota, Metazoa, Chordata, Mammalia, Carnivora, Mustelidae. The record is from RefSeq and is a predicted model, not a curated record.